Molecule: messenger RNA, 1340 nt
Organism: Purpureocillium takamizusanense
Lineage: Eukaryota; Fungi; Ascomycota; Sordariomycetes; Hypocreales; Ophiocordycipitaceae
Product: Asparaginase
Exons: 1
Coding region: 1-1056 (351 amino acids)
Molecular function (GO): asparaginase activity
Source: RefSeq, a predicted model, not a curated record
AUGCCGCGCCCCAAGGUGACCAUAUUCGGCACAGGUGGGACCAUCGCUGGAUCGGCCACCAAUGCGUGCCAAACGACAGGAUACGCGCCUGCGGUGCUGACCGUCGAUGCCCUGAUCAGGGACGUGCCGGAGCUCGGCCAAGCAGCACAGUUGCGAAGCGAGCAGCUUGUCAAUGUGGGAAGCCCAGACAUCACGUCUGCCCAGCUGCUGCGCAUGGCCCAGCGUAUCCAGAGGGAACUCGACGGAGACUGCCAGGGCGUGGUUGUCACGCACGGGACCGAUACCAUCGAGGAGACGGCCUUCUUCCUCGAGCUGACGAUACAGUCGGAAAAGCCCGUCGUGUUGGUUGGUGCGAUGCGGCCCGCCACCGCCCACAGUGCCGACGGGCCGAUGAAUCUGCUCUGCGGCGUUAACCUAGCUGCAGAUCGUUGCGCGAAGAAAAGGGGCGUCAUGAUCGUGCUCAACGACCGCAUCUGCGCGCCGAGAUUCACGACCAAGACCAACGCCAACUCGCUCGACAGUUUCAAAGCAACCGAGCAAGGCUACCUGGGAGUCUUUGUCAACUCACAGCCUGUCUUUUACUAUCCGCCUUGCCGACCACUGAGCCACAACUACUUCAACGUCACGCGCUGCAACCCGGCAGCAGGUCUGCCGGACGUCGAUAUCUUGUACGGCCACUUGGGUUUACGGUCUGGCUUGUUCAAGGCAGCCAUCGACCAAGGCGCGGGCGGCAUCGUACUUGCAGGCAUGGGAACGGGAUGCUGGAACACCGAGGACGGCAAGAGGAUCAUGGCCUUUGUUGAGAAGAAGGGCAAGGCGGUGCCCGUGGUGGCAAGUCGCCGCACCGCGUGUGGUUUCGUCGGAGGCACGUCCAAUUACGGCUUGGGGGACUCGUGCAUUGGCGGCGGCUUUUUGGAUCCGCACAAGUGCCGUAUCCAGCUUCAGCUCGCACUCGCGGCUGGUCUCGACGCGGCGUCCAUCCGCGAUCUUUUCGAAGGCAAUCGGCCAGGAGCUGCGGUCACCGAGUCGAGGAUUCGCGAAUGGCGAAUUUUGUAGUCGCCAAGGAGGGAGGACGCCGUCUUUCACUGGUGCUUUGUACACGCCGUGGGUGUCCACGAGGAGAGACAGCACGGGGUAAAAGGGGCGGUGCGAAUGGGACGGCGCGACUUGUGGAGUUUUCGGAUGCUCAUUGAGACGCGGUUUUAGACAUGAUACCACAUGGUAGUAAUAUUGCGACGCUGGAAGCGUUGGUCAGUGAGGCACCGGGUGCAUUGCAGGCGGCUGGCUUCUCGCAGGUCUGCCAUGUGCACCUAAGGACCGAAUGCACAUCGCCCUGUACC